AUGGUGCUUAGGAAAUACCUUGGACUGAGAGGGCUCCUCCCUCCAAGAUGCUUCUCGUUCUCGGACCAGAUUAGAAGGUCUUUGCAGCAGCUAGAGAGAAUGCACAAUCCGCUCGACAAAUAUGUUCACCUCAUGUCUCUACAGGAGCGAAAUGAGACUCUUUUUUAUAGAAUCAUCAUUGAUCAUGUUUCGGAGAUGAUGCCCUACAUCUAUACCCCUACGGUCGGUGAAGCCUGCCAGAAGUAUGGCAAUAUUUUUCAACGACCAAGAGGUCUUUACAUCUCCAUUGAAGACAAGGGAAGUGUUCGCGAGCUGCUGGAUAAUUGGCCUUUCGAUGACGUCAAGGUAGUGGUUAUGACUGAUGGAGAGCGAAUCCUUGGUCUGGGAGACCUUGGAACUUACGGCAUGGGAAUUCCUGUUGGAAAAUUGAAUCUGUACACUGCAUGCGCUGGCAUCCCUCCAGAGCAUUGCCUCCCAAUUUCCAUCGAUGUUGGAACUGACAAUCCCAAGCUUCUCGAAGAUCCGUUCUAUACUGGAAUUCCAAAACCGCGUAUCAGAGGGGAAGACAACGCCUUUAGACUCCUCUCCAAGUACCGUGAGGAAAUCUGCACUUUUAAUGAUGAUAUCCAAGGAACUGCAUCUGUUGCGCUCGCCGGUCUCAUGAGUGCUGGACGAGUGAAGGGAACGAGGUUGCAAGAUGAGACCUUUGUUUUCAUGGGUGCAGGAGAGGCUGGAACAGGCAUUGCUUUGUUUUGGUGGAAAAUUUCAAUUCUCAUUCAAGACAGAGUCUGGCUUGUUGAUUCCAAAGGAUUGGUUACUAAGCGAAGGUCGGGAACAACGAAUAUUUCCCACCCUUCAGCGGAUGUUUACGUUUCCAACAGGCCCGAUUUCGCAAAGAUGCCUCACCACAAGCUCCCGUAUGCCCAUGAUCACGAGAUUAUUGGAGAUCUCCGAACUGUCGUCAAGACGAUCAAUCCAACAGCAUUGAUUGGAGUCUGCACCCAGGGUGGUGUUUUUGAUGAGGACAUCUGCCGUCACAUGGCGAAGAUCAACCCAAGACCAAUCAUUUUUGCGCUCUCCAACCCAACGUCGGCCUCCGAGUGCACAGCCGAGCAAGCGAUUCAGUGGACCGACGGACAAGUGCUCUUUGCAAGCGGGAGCCCUUUUAAGCCUGUCGUCUAUGAAGGCAAGGAGUUUGUUCCUGGCCAGGGGAACAACACCUACAUAUUCCCAGCUGUCGGACUUGCAGUGAUCGCAACCGGAAUGAAGCACGUUCACAACGACGUGUUCCGUGUAGCCGCAAAGUCCCUUUCACAGCAGGUAGAUCCUGAAAGGUCUUCCAGGUGUUCCUGUGACACAAGUCAGGUGUCCGAGCUUGACUUCCAGAAGGGGUGCCUCUACCCUCCCCUUCACAACAUCCGAUCGGUUUCCAUGAAGGUUGCUGAGGCCGUCGCCUCGCACACCUGGGCCAAUGGCACCGCGUCCACCCCUCCUCCUGUUGACGUCCAUGUGGCUCUUUCGAACAUCGUGUACGAGCCCAACUACAGGCCUUCCGUCUCUGACGCCGUCUGA
Messenger RNA from Guillardia theta CCMP2712, 1572 nucleotides. RefSeq lists its product as hypothetical. Gene Ontology annotation, biological process: malate metabolic process; pyruvate metabolic process. Bases 1 to 1572 code for a protein of 523 amino acids. Gene Ontology annotation, molecular function: malate dehydrogenase (decarboxylating) (NAD+) activity; malate dehydrogenase (decarboxylating) (NADP+) activity; NAD binding. The transcript is spliced from 23 exons. Lineage: Eukaryota; Cryptophyceae; Pyrenomonadales; Geminigeraceae. The record is from RefSeq and is a predicted model, not a curated record.